AUGUUCCUUAAUUCCAGAAUACCCAAGAAAGCUCUCAGUAAUCAUCACAUCAAUUUAAAAUUCUCAAUUUACUCCACCAAAUUUCUUUCCUCCCUUGUUUCUGCUCUACAGGUCCCAUCAAUUUUCCCCAAAAAACCACACAACCAGCAAAAUUUCCCUACUACGUUCGACCCUUAUCAGUACCUCAAUGAAUCAGCGAAAUCACGAGACUAUACACUUGUAGAAACUAAAAUCAUACAUACCCAUUUCCUCAAAACCAACGCCUUCCAUUCGAAUACCGAGUUUUCGAAUUAUUUAUUGCGCUGUUAUUAUAAAGCUUCGGUCUUUGAUCACGCACUCAAGGUGUUCGACGCAAUUCCUCACCCAAACAUUAAUUCUUGGAAUCUCAUCAUCUCGUGUCACAAUGGAAACCUUAGGUAUGCAGAAUCUUGGGGAAGUUUCUGUAGAAUGCAUUCUUUGGGUUUUUACCCAAAUGAAUUUACAUACGGGAGUGCUCUUUCCGGUUGUAUAGCUUCCAAUUUGGUUAAUUGCGGGAAACAACUUUACUCACUCGCAUUAAAAGAUGGUUUCUCUUUGGAUGGUUAUGUUCGGAGUGGGAUGAUAGAUUUAUUCCUAAAGAGUUGCAAUUUCAAUGAUGCUUUAAGGGUUUUUUACGAUGAAUCUUGUGGGAAUGUGGUUUGUUGGAAUGCGAUAAUUUCCGGUGCCAUUAAACACAAUGAAGACCAUCUGGGUUUGAAUCUUUUUCAGCAGAUGUGUCGCGGACUUCCUUCUCCAAAUAAAUUCACAUUUCCUUCUGUUUUCAGUGCUUGCGCUAAAUGUCAACAACUUGACCUCGGCAGAUUAGUUCAUGGGUUGGUUAUCAAAUAUGGUGAUGGAGAAGACGUAUUUGUGUCCACUGCUAUAAUCGACUUCUAUUCCAAAUGUGGCCAAGUAGAUGAAGCUGUGAAGAUAUUUUCACGAAUGUCUGUUCAUAAUGUGGUUUCAUGGACUGCUAUCAUCACAGGUUUUGUUCAAAAAGGUGAGUUUGAAUCAGCCCUUCAGUUAUUUAAAGAAAUGCUAUCUUUAAAGGUAGAAAUAAACAAUUACACUAUCACUAGUGUUCUUUCCGCGUGUGUAAACCCAAUAUUAUUGUUCCAAAUCCAUUGUUGGAUUUGUAAAACCGGCUAUUCCGAUCCAACCGUGAAGAAUUCUUUGAUAAAUUCAUACUCAAGAACAGGAGCAGUAGAAUCAUCCAAACAGAUAUUCAAAGACUCAAAACAUUCAAUGAAUCCAAGUACAUGGGCAGCAAUGAUAACUUGCUUUUCUCAAAAUGGAAGAUUAGAAAAAACAUUUAGUUUAUUGAAAAGAAUGUUUCGAGAAGGUUUAAAACCUGAUAAAUCUUGUAUACCGAGUGUGUUGAGUAUCACGGAUCAAUUACAAUUAGGUGAACAGAUUCAUUGCUAUACGCAUAAAACCGGGAUUUUUAAUAACCCUUUAGUGGGUUGUUCUCUCUUCACCAUGUACUCGAAAUGCGACUGCUUAAAAGAAUCCUACAAGAUUUUCCGGGAAAUUCCCGAGAAAGACGAAGUUUCUUGGGCAUCAAUGAUUGCGGGAUUUACAGAACACGGGUUUGCAUAUAAAGCUAUUGAGUUAUUUCAAGAAAUGCUUGUUAAUCAUAUCAUAUUAGAUGAAAAGACUUUAACACCCGUCCUUGCAGCCUGUGCGUCUCUUCAAUCUUUAAAAUCCGGCAAGGAAAUCCAUGGAUUCUUUUUCCGGCGACUCAUCUUUGCCGGAAGUCCAAUAGUUCAUAUGUACUCGAAAUGUGGCGAUUUAAGAUCAGCUAAAUUGGUGUUCAACAUGAUGCCUUUUAAAGACCCGGUAUCGUGUUCUUCUUUAGUUUCAAGCUAUGCACAAAACGGGCUAAUCGAAGAUGCAUUUCAUCUUUUUCGUGAGCUAAUCGUGUCCGGUUUCGAGGUCGAUUCGUUCACGAUCUCGUCCAUUUUACGAUCCGUAAACGGACCCGAAACCGGGGUCCAGUUACACGGACGGAUCGUAAAACUCGGGCUCGAAUCCGAUACAUCAAUCGGGAGUUCAUUGGUCACGAUGUACUCAAAAUUCGGGAAUCUUGAUGAUUGUUGUAAGUCGUUUGAACAGAUUGAUAACCCGGAUGUGAUCACGUGGACCGCGAUGAUCAACGGGUAUGCUCAAAAUGGAGAUGGGUUAGCCGCAUUAAAAGUGUAUGAACUCAUGGUCGAGUCAGGGAUAAAACCGGACUCAGUGACUUUUGUGGGUGUGUUGAGUGCGUGUAGCCAUGGUGGUUUGGUGGAAGAGGGGUAUUGUUAUUUGGAGUCUAUGGUUAAAGAUUAUGGGAUUGAACCGGGUUUGAGGCAUUAUGCAUGUAUGGUGGAUGUUUUGGGCCGGGCUGGGAGAUUGGAAGAAGCGGUUGGGUUUAUUGGGAAGAUGCCGGUUGAAUCGGAUGGGUUAGUGUGGGGUACAUUGCUUGCUGCAUGUAAAGUGCAUGGGGAUGUUGAGAUUGGGAGAAUGGCGGCUGAGAAGUUUAUUGAGUUGGCGCCGUUGUCAGAUGGAGGGUAUGUGGGGUUAUCCAAUAUUUUGGCUGAAUUGGGGAAUUGGGAAGAAGUUUUAAAGAUUAGAAACGAGAUGAAAGGGACUGGGAUAAAGAAACAGCCAGGAUGGAGUUAUGUAUGA
Lactuca saligna is the source of this 2685-nucleotide messenger RNA. The record is from the annotation of a GenBank genome assembly. Lineage: Eukaryota; Viridiplantae; Streptophyta; Magnoliopsida; Asterales; Asteraceae.